GAAGCGGGGGCGCCUCGUGGUUCCGGCGCAGGCGCUCGGAGCUGCUGCGGCCCGUUCCCGUUCCUGUUCCCGUUCCCGUUCCCGCUUCAGCUCCUUCCCAGCCCGGCCCCGGCCCCGCCCAGUUCCCGCUCUCGGCCCAAUCUUGGUCCUGUUCUGGCUUCCUUCCCGGACGCAGCUCCGUUCCCAUUCCCCUUCUCGGCCCCCUUCUUAGUCCCGUUCCCGGCUCUAUUCCCGUUCCCAUUUCCGGCCCCAUUCCCGGUCCCGCUCGCAUUCCCGUUCCUGCCAUGGCGGUCCGCGCCAGCUUCGAGAACAACAACGAGCUGGGCUGCUUCGCCAAGCUCACCAACGCCUAUUGCCUCGUGGCCAUCGGCGGCUCCGAGAACUUCUACAGCGUGUUCGAGGGGGAGCUCUUCGGGACCAUCCCGGUGGUUCACGCCUCCAUCGCCGGCUGCCGCAUCAUCGGCAGGAUGUGUGUGGGGAACAGGCACGGGCUGCUGGUCCCGAGCAGCACGACAGACCAAGAGCUGCAGCACAUCCGGAACAGCCUCCCGGACUCCGUGCGCAUCCAGCGCGUGGAGGAGCGGCUGUCAGCCCUGGGCAACGUCACCACCUGCAACGACUACGUGGCUCUGGUCCACCCGGAUCUGGACAGGGAGACAGAAGAGAUCCUGGCAGAUGUGCUGAAGGUGGAGGUGUUCAGACAAACAGUAGCAGACCAGGUGCUGGUUGGAAGUUACUGUGUUUUUAGUAACCAAGGAGGAAUUGUGCACCCCAAGACUUCAAUCGAUGACCAGGAUGAGCUGUCUUCUUUGCUGCAGGUUCCACUUGUGGCGGGGACAGUGAACCGCGGCAGCGAGGUGAUCGCAGCGGGGAUGGUGGUCAACGACUGGUGCGCCUUCUGCGGGCUGGACACCACCAGCACCGAGCUCUCCGUCAUCGAGAGCAUCUUCAGGCUCAACGAGGCUCAGCCAAGCACCAUUGCCACCAACAUGAGGGAUUCCCUGAUUGACAGCCUGACAUGAGCAGUGUUGGUUCCUACCUCCCAGAAAGCUCCUAAGGAGUGAAGUGUUGAGCUGCACUUUGGAUCACAGACAUCCAGACCUUCUGAUGAUGUUUCCUGCAGGCCUGGCCCAAAAGAAAGGCUACAAAACCAAAUUUUUGUCAUCUUUUGUAAACUGUUACCACAAAAACUGACAAAUAACAUGCAUAAGAUACAAAUAAGGAAUGUUCUCUAUCCCUUUGCUCAGUUCUUUAGCUCUGCUUUCUGGUUCUGUGAUGCCAACUGAGCCCCUCAAAUUACCCCACAAUAUUUACUCUUGUGGCUCUUGGAUGUUGAUCACUAGAGAUUAUUUUGCCUUAAGUCUUGCACCAGUGUCCUGCUGCACAGAGUUUGUUUUUGGCACUACAUGUGCUGCCCCCUCUUUCCACACUCCUGCUUGAGUGGUGUUUCUGCUCUAGGUACAUGUAAGACCCCUUUGUAUGUCCAGUACCAAAAAUACAGUAAUUUACUUGCCACAAAACAAUUCAGAAAUCAUCACCUGCUCUUUUGCCCUGACUUGCAGCUGUUCCCAUGGGAUAGCGAUUCUGAAGUGAUCAGCUUGGAUACAAACUGGAGUUUUUCAGCGUCAAUCCAAGGGCUUUUAACAGUAACAGUGUGGGAGUCCUUGGAGCAGUGUGUGGUCUGGUGUCACCUGUGCUGCUUCUGAGGCACCUGCAGGAGAGGGCCCAAAAGGCACACUUGCCAGUGGGUUUAAUUUGUCCUGCAGGAGUUCACCUCCUACAAUGGGAAACUCUUAGAAAUCAGCAAAUCCCAAUAGAUUUGGACCACUUUAUCUGGAGUUACCUUGGAGACAAAGGUUAAAUAGCACCGUUCUGAGCAGUCAGCCAGUCAAAGGCUACAGAUUUGGGACCAAGCUUCCUCAUGAAGAGCUCUGCCUGUGCCAGAUGAAAGCAGCUGUAGGUGCUACUUUCAGGCAGAAGAUUGUAAUUUCUUUCUACACACCUGUUGCUCAGUGAUAUCUUAUUUCAGUUGCUUUCCUGCUUGCCCAUUAAGGGUGCACUGAAGGCAUAGAAGUGCCUCUAUUUCCCAUCCUGAGGGUAAGAGGAAGCUCUCACUUGUCUCUGCACAGCUGCCUUACUCUCAGCUGAGAUCUCUUGGGGAAUGAUGACCUGUGGGCUGUAUGGGCAGAGCUCUUUUCAGCCCAGGUGCUUUGGGCUUCGUAGAAAAUUGAAUAAAUUUCCAUUUCUGUUUUACUGUCUGGAUGUUCAAGAAAGGCUUUGUAAGAUUUGGCUGAUAAAAGGUUACUCCUUAAAUUUCAAAAUAAAGAUUGCCAUGAUCAUCUGCGAUCAGAUAUCAACACUUUAAUGCGCACCACCUGUCUUGGCCCUGACUCCAGGUCUCCUCUCAGCCUGCCUCAGUAUUUAGAGUGAGGAGCUGCUUCCCUUUGGCCACCUCACAGGGCUCAGCUCUUGGGUGGAACAAUGUGAUAUGUGUUUUAAAUGUGGGUCUGUGAGUAUCCUGAGCUAGUAAGAUGGACCUGUGUACAAGGAAAACAAACUAUAAUAAAGAAUGGGUUUGGAAACAU
Messenger RNA from Motacilla alba alba, 2585 nucleotides. RefSeq names its product eukaryotic translation initiation factor 6 (gene EIF6). Lineage: Eukaryota; Metazoa; Chordata; Aves; Passeriformes; Motacillidae. Gene Ontology annotation, molecular function: ribosomal large subunit binding. The transcript has 6 exons. Gene Ontology annotation, cellular component: cytosol; nucleolus; preribosome, large subunit precursor. The record is from RefSeq and is a predicted model, not a curated record. Bases 285 to 1022 code for a protein of 245 amino acids. Gene Ontology annotation, biological process: maturation of 5.8S rRNA; maturation of LSU-rRNA; cytosolic ribosome assembly.